This is a messenger RNA of Serpula lacrymans var. lacrymans S7.9, 1755 nucleotides long. RefSeq lists its product as uncharacterized. The transcript has 9 exons. The record is from RefSeq and is a predicted model, not a curated record. Gene Ontology annotation, biological process: phosphatidylcholine biosynthetic process. Bases 147 to 1508 code for a protein of 453 amino acids. NCBI's taxonomy places the organism in Eukaryota, Fungi, Basidiomycota, Agaricomycetes, Boletales, Serpulaceae.
GCCGUUUCCAACCGUGCCACAAGUUGGGACCACCGUGUUCCACACACGCGCUAGAACCAAACUGCUUUGAUACGUCUGCCACCAUCCGCUCAAGGCUUUGUCUCUCACCUCUCCUUAGUGGCCUUUAAUUUGCUUUCACGUUUACAAUGGUGUCUCGGCCACCUUCACCAACAUUAAGAACAGACUCUCCGCCCUCGGGAGGCGGACAAUUUUCAAUCCCUUUUGAACGAUUUAUCAAAGACGAGGUUUCUGAGUGGGCUGGUGCAUUUACAUUACUUGACACGAUGGAGACCUACUUCGAUUCACGCAUUGACCUCCUCCAAAGAAGUUUGCAGAAACACAGUGAUCGCUUGAAGAUGCGGGCUGAAGAGGCCUUCAAAAUCAGAGCACCAUCUGGUGAUUUACUGGCAGAGAAUUUCGAUCGUGAAGUCAAAAAUUUCAAAGUGAAGGUAUCAACGCGUAUGACUACUUUGGUGACCUCGUGGCAUUCAGCUAAGGUUGUCCGCACACGCGACAAGAUAUCUUUUUUCUUCGGUGUCAUGUCGCUGCUUAUCUCUGCUCUGUUAUUUGGCAUGGCUCCUCAAUGGGUACAUAUAUCGUAUACUAUCCAGGGCUUAUACCUCCUUCCUAUGCGUGCCUACAAGUACAAGAAACGAUCGUGGCAUUACUUCCUCUUUGACCUGUGUUACUAUGUAACAAUUCUUAACUUCAUCUAUAUCUGGUUGUUGCCCUCGUCUCCGGCCCUCUUUGUUGCCUGUUACUGUUUAUCGCAUGGAUCUUUGGCAAGCGCCGUAAUCACCUGGAGAAAUAGUCUUGUGUUCCAUGACUCUGAUAAGGUCACAUCGCUCUUCAUCCACAUAUAUGGGCCUUUCACUUUUACCGUGAUAAGGCAUUUCUAUCCCAAUGCCGAAGUUCGUUUUCCUGCGCUAAUUGAAUUGCCGUUUAUGAGUCCCUCGAAAGCCCUCCUUUUGAGCGGUGCUAUCUACCUUAUCUGGCAACUACUGUACUGGAAGUUUGUUCUCAUAGACCGUCGGACAAAAAUUGAGUCUGGCCAGCGAACUACUUCAUUCUCGUUCCUUUUGAACGAUAAGCGUGGAUCCAUCGGUCGUGUUCUAUCAAAGGUCCCUCCUCAUUACCGCGAGGCAUUUUUUAUGGGCGGGCAAUUGGUGUACUCUGUCUUGACCGAGCUGCCGGCUGUGUAUCUUCUAUACGACAGCCCGUUCUGGAGUGGUACCUUUCUGCUUCUUAUAUUUGCUGUGAGCGUCUGGAAUGGUGGAGGUUUCUAUAUCGAGGUUUUCGGUCGCAAGUUUGAACGCGAACUGGAGGCUCUUCGUAGGGAACUCGCGGAAGCUUCUGGUCGAUCCGGUCGAUCGAGUCCUACUUUCGUUGGAGGCCCCAGUGAAGACGGUGAAUCUACAGCAGGCUCACCUAUCAUGCACCACAAAUCUCUUUCUACUGGACUACUUCUGGAGUCCUUGCCGCCUAUGGAUACCAGGAAGGAAGAAUGAUGAUAAUGUAAUGUCUGCUCCAAUCCUUGCUGUAUAAGUUCCAUAUUUUGUUCAUGGUGGCUACCUAGAACUAGAUCCUGUAGUCUGCAUACGUUGUUCCCCUUCAUGAUGAUUAUGUUAUUGACGAUCGCUCUGUUGUUUAAUGUUCCAAGUGACGUAUUAGAGAGUUUAUUAUGUUUCCCUCAGUGUACAGGCACUUCGGUGCUUAAUUUUAUUAAUCCAAUAUUUGUAUGUUCUGUUUUUGUUC